UGUUUGAUAGAACAUAACCUAACCCAUUCGUCUGAAAGUAAACAAGGCAAUUCAUCGUCAAGAUGUUCGUAUAUUUGAGCAAAAAAAUCGCCAUCCCGAACAAUUUUCGAUUAAACUGUAUGGCCUGGAACCAACGGCAGGGUUUCAUAGCUAUUGGUGGUGAAGAUGGUCUUCUGAAGGUCCUGAGAGUAGAUUCUAGUUCCAAUGGCACAAUGUCUAAAAGCCAGGGCUUAGCAGCAGCAAAUAAUUUAAGCAUGAAUCAGACUUUAGAAGGACACAAUGGUCAUGUUCAAGUCGUCACAUGGAACGAAGAACACCAGAAGUUGACAUCAAGCGAUCAGCAUGGCGUUAUAAUAGUUUGGAUGUUGUACAAAGGCUCUUGGUAUGAGGAAAUGAUAAACAAUCGUAAUAAAUCAGUUGUCAGGGGAAUGGCGUGGAGUUCUGAUGGGCAAAAAAUUUGCAUUGUAUAUGAGGAUGGUGCUGUCAUUGUUGGGUCAGUAGACGGUAAUAGAAUAUGGGGAAAGGAUCUAAAGAAUACCUUACUGACUGGAGUGCAAUGGUCGCCCGAUGGCAAGCUGUUGCUCUUCAGCGUUAAAAGUGGAGAGGUUCAUCUUUAUGAUAACCAAGGGAUAUUCCUAAUGAAGCUCAACAUGCUGCCAUUGAAGUUUGACAAACUACAAACAGUUGUUACCCUGCAUUGGUACAAUGGAAAAAAUGGGUCCAUUGCUCUCGAUGCACCAGUAUUAGCAGUGUUUUACCAAAAUGGGAAGAUUCAGUUGAUGACAAGCGAAAACGAUCAUACUCCAGUCGUUGUUGAAACAGGUAUGAACAUAGUUUGUGGCUGCUGGAAUAGUUGCGGAUCUCUGAUCGCUGUCACAGGCAUAGUGCCCCUUGUUGUCAAUGGGGAAACUCGCGACUCGAAUGUAAUCCAGUUUUAUACCCCUCUUGGAGAGCAUGUCAGAACCCUGAAAAUUCCUGGAAGAGAAGUGACCUCAUGUACAUGGGAAGGUGGAUCGCUACGGGUUGCUCUAUCAAUAGAUUCACAUAUUUACUUUGCUAAUAUCCGCCCGGACUACAAAUGGACAUAUUUCAGCAACACAGUAGUAUUUGCGAGUGAAACAAUUGGAAGAGACGGAACAUGCGUGACAUUCUGGAAUACUAAUAGUAACCUUAAAUACACAAAAAAUGUCAAAGCUCUCAUCUCUAUUGCUUCGUACGGAGAACACUGCGUUCUUGCAGUAAAAAACAAUGUGAUCCAAACAGCUGAAAGAUUUGCUUUGUUAGUAUGCAACACGAUAGCAACCCCUGUGGAUAUUAAAUACAUGGAAAUAGAGCCACUGUGGGUAGCUAUGACAGGUAAUGUUGUUAUCGUUGCAUCAAGAAACAAUUUUAUCCUAUGGAAUUUCAGAACGCCAAGAAAUUCUGCUUUAGAUUCAAGCAAAACAAGGAGAGAUAGGGCUUAUCACGUUGAUGAUACUCCGACUGGGGUAACAGAGGUCUUACAAGACUUGGACAAAGAUAGAAUAUUUGAAACUCCAAUUAAAACAAAGGCUACCGUUGAUUCGAUUUGCUGUGUCACUGCAUCAGAGAAAAUUCUUCUCAUUGGAAGAGAGUCAGGGAUGAUUCAGAGAUACUCGCUACCACAGGUGACUUUGACAAAUCGCUACGCUGUGUCUUCAAGACCCUGCAAAUUGGCAGUGAAUUCAAAUUCGAGCAGGGCAUCAAUCAUAGACAAUUCUGGGAUCCUGACAAUGCUUAAUCUUGAACCACAGAAAAAUCUGGACGAAGAAGGCAGCGAUGAUAUUAGUAAGUUUGAGAGAAAGGACGUGUGGGCCAUGUGCUGGGCACAGGAUAACCCUGCACUUUUGGCCAUUAUGGAAAAAACUAGGAUGUACGUCUUGCGUAGCAUAGAUCCGGAGGAGCCUAUAUUGUGUUCUGGGUACAUAUGCAGCUUCCAAGACCUCGAGAUUCGCUGUGUUCUGCUGGACGACCUUAUGCAGAAAUCUGAAGACACAAGACGUGACUUGAUUUUGGAUCUAGAAGUUAAGUCCUUGAGAGAUACGCGAGAACUAUUAGCUAAAGUUGGGCUCAAAGAAGCCAAAACUUUCAUCCAAGACAAUCCCCAUCCUAGGCUAUGGAGACUCCUGGCAGAAUCGGCCCUCAAUAAUCUUGAUUUAGAAACUGCAGAGAACGCUAUGGUCCGGUGUACCGAUUAUCUCGGAAUCCAAUUCAUUAAGAGACUGCAAAAUGUUAAUAAUGACCAGCUUAAAAAAGCAGAGAUUGCAGCCUUUUUAGGAAAUUAUGACAAAGCUGAGAAACUCUAUCUAGAUUUUGACCGCAGGGACCUGGCAAUAACGUUGCGUCAAAAGCUUGGAGAUUAUUUCCGCGUCAUACAAUUGAUGAAGAUGGGCAUCGGUGGGUCAGACAAACAGAUGGAACAUGCGUACAACAAGGUUGGAGAUUUUUUCGCUGAACGGCAAAAUUGGGAGGGUGCCAAAGAGUAUUACGAGAAAGGUAGCAAUUUAGAAAGGCUUGUACACUGUUACUAUAAACUCGAAGAGUAUCACGGGCUAGCCGGGACAAUUGAUCAACUUCCGGAUAAAAGUCCGCUGUUGAAAAAAAUUGGAACGAUGUUAGCUUCGGUGGGGAUGUGCUCGCAAGCAGUGUUAGCAUACAUAAAAUAUGGAGAUGUCAAGAUGGCAGUCGACACCUGUGUCAGACUAAAUCACUGGAAUCAAGCAGUUGAACUUGCAAAAACUUACAAGAUGGCACAGAUAGGUGAGCUGCUUAACAAGUAUGCAGUGCAUCUUUUGUCAAAUGGUAAAAUGCUGCAAGCCAUUGAGCUCUAUAAGAAGGCAAAUUAUUAUCUUGAGGCUGCAAAACUAUUGUUUGAUUUAGCGGUGGAACAGGCCAAGUGGAGAAGGGACCCUCUGAGGAUAAAAAAGAUCUACGUUCUCGCUGCUUUACUAGUUGAGGAUCACAUCAAAAGUGCUCCAGCUCCAAAAGUAGGACGUAGUAACAUCGUCAUGGGGUUAACGGAGUGCAAUAAAGACACUAAAGUGAUCGAGGAAGCCUGGCGAGGUGCCGAAGCCUACCAUUUUUUGCUGCUCACUCACAGACAGCUCUAUGGCGGAGAGGCUGAUGCUGCAAUGAAAACGGCGCUGAGGCUUAGAGAAUAUGAGGAUAUAUUAAAUGCUGAAGACAUCUACUGCUUGAUAGCCCUGUCAAGCUGCAUUAAUCGGGCGUUUGCAGCAUGUUCGAAGGCAUUCAUAAAACUGGAAGCUUUAGAGAAAAUUACUGAGGCUAAACGUGAGGAUUAUGAGGAACUGGCACUGACAAUCUUCACUAAAUAUCCACCGAGAGACUCUCGAAAUACCAAAUCUGAGUGUGUUACCUGCGAAACACUGGUACCCGACUGGUGUGUUGCGUGUCCAAAUUGUGCAACAAGAUUUCCUGGGUGUGUUAUAACAGGAAAACCACUCAUGGAUAUUAGUCACGGAUGGAUCUGUACGGUCUGCAGACAUCAUGCCGCCACAGAACACGACAUUGUCAAUAUUACUUCCUGCCCACUCUGUCACAGCAUUAUUACGUACAUGUGAGAACUUGAUUUCAGUUGUCCAGAUUGCACGGGUUCAUUUUCCUGGGUUUUGCUCCAGCCCUCCAAAUUUUGACUGUUUUAUCUGACUGUCAAUGAGGGUAAAGGCAAGAAGCGUACAGUUUAAGGAUGAAAUAUCAUUUACGAUUCUGCAUUUUUACAAAAACUAUAAGUAUCUAAAUCCAAAGUUUGAUUUUAGCUUCAGAUAAUUUUAGUCAUCUUUAUGCAUUAGUAGUCAUGUAGGUAUAUCGUUUCUAUGAUUUCACUUCAAUUCUAGGAUUUAGAAAUAUUUAAUUAUGUAGAAAAAUAUCACAACUGUAUGGUAUAGUACAAAACGAAUUUAUUCCGUCCAAUUGGUACAUGGAAAAAAAAUAAUAAAAUAAGUUAAUACAAAUAUACAUACCGUACGUACGUACAAUUUAAUUGAAUUGUUUGCUUUUCAAAUAUUCAAAUCUAAUACGAAUGAAUUGAGUUCACGGUGAUCGAGGCUUAUUGGUUGGGGGUGUCGUCGACUGAAGACAGUCAACGGGGGUAUGAACCUUGACGUGUGAUCCAAAACAGAAUGGCAUUAUACAUACAUACAAUGUAUGUAUACAUGUGCGCUGAAGUAUGAACUAAUGGAUAUAAGAAGUAUAUUACAUUUCUGUUGUGA
Athalia rosae (coleseed sawfly) is the source of this 4247-nucleotide messenger RNA. RefSeq names its product WD repeat-containing protein 35 (gene Oseg4). Gene Ontology annotation, biological process: intraciliary retrograde transport; non-motile cilium assembly; protein localization to cilium. The record is from RefSeq and is a predicted model, not a curated record. The transcript has a single exon. The coding region runs from base 63 to 3599 and encodes 1178 amino acids. Lineage: Eukaryota; Metazoa; Arthropoda; Insecta; Hymenoptera; Athaliidae. Gene Ontology annotation, cellular component: intraciliary transport particle A; non-motile cilium. Gene Ontology annotation, molecular function: protein binding.